GGAGAAAGGAAGUCCGUUGCAUGAGGAGAGAGAGGAAGUGCAGCAUCGGAGACAGAAGUGCAAUUUGUACUCGUUGACGUCCAUGUGCGGCGGGCAGGCGUUGGCAAAAUGGAGGACAUUCACCGGCGCUCGAUGAAGUCGAUGCACGUGUCAACGAAACAGUGCAAAACGGACGGGUUCUUUCAAACAUCCGGCUGAGUCAAAGGAGACCGUAAGACAGCGCUGAAGGAUUUAGGAGCCUAAAAAACCAGUAGUACACCCAGGCCUGGUGGCGCUGCACUGCGCGGCAAGCUUCGCCGAACCGCCAAGCGGCACACUUCUUUUCUUUUUUUGGCUGGCGCCACCAGCCAUUGAGGUCCGGUAGCUCCGACCCUCUGGAAUUUUAGGAGUAGGCGAUGAAGAAAUCUUGCAAGGCUGGGGCCGUGUACUGGCGGCUUAAGCACACUGUAAUUUAAGCUUCGGCUCUCGGGUCUUCUACUCUCCGUCGAUUGCUGAAAGGAGUGCUGGAAGGAGUGCAGAGCCUCUCAAGUCUCUGUAAGAGUUCCAAAGCGGCAAACAUGGAGGAGUUCGACCGCCACAUGGAGGAGUUGAAGAAUCUGGUCACAAAAGCAUUGGAAAAGAAGGGGGUGCUUUCAAAGAUCCGGGCUGAGCUGAGGGCGAACAUCUUUGAAACUAUCGAGGAGCAAGAUGACGACACGUCAGGAGAUGACGACAGCAACAGAGGGCUUGCGGACGUGCUCAGCGGUUGCAAUCAACAGUCGAAGGCAUUGCAUGCUAGUCCUUUGGGGAAAUUAUUGGCCGACCUCAUCUGCGAGUAUCUGGAAUGGUGUGAGCUGGACCACACAUUGAAGGUCUACCUGCCAGAGGGCAAGCUGCCUCCCAGGUAUGCGAAGAGAUCACAGCUUGAAGAGGAGCUUGGAAUAUCACCAUCCGUCUCCAAGGGGUUGUUGCCGUCUAGACCGCUUCUCGCAGAGAUACUUGAGGCAUACUGCAAGAGCAGGGUUGCAGUUCAGAGAGCAGCAGGCACACGGGUGGCUAAUGGGUCUUGGAGAGAACACAGUUUCAAGGCUGACAUGCGCGUUGUAGACGGUGCCCAUCGCUCUGGGAGGGAGGAUGUGCCAGGGUUAACACCUUCAGGGUACAGUUCCAGGAGGAGGGAGGGUGUUGGUGUUGCCCGAUCAAUGGAUAUAGAAAGGGAAGGAUAUCGCGUUACGGAGUUUCGAAGGUCACUUGAUAUGGAGAGAGAUGGGCGGAGGUCUAUGGACAUGGACCGAGAUACGCGAACCAAGGAAGCAGAGAGGGAUGCACGGCGGAUGGACAUGGACCGCGAUCUUCGGUCGCCAGUUGAAGAAGUAGCGCCGAUUGCCCGUGGUGGGUACGUCGGAUUCAAGAGUGCAGGCCCGAGCUUCUCCGAGAACAACUUUGAUGGUGUGAAAAGAUUUCAUGGCAGUAUCCCUAACAGUAGGGCCUCUUCCAUGGAUCACACCACACCUCUUUCUGUGGUUGCAUCGACGGUCUAUGAAGUCAGGAGUAAUAACGAGUUUAACGGUGCAGACAUCAGUCCGAUUGGAAGAAACUCGGAGAGAGAUGAAGCGGAAAUGUUAGCCGCAGGAGGGCUUCUCGGGAGCCGUGGAAGCUUCAGCGUCCCCACUCCUGUAGAAGCUGCACUUGGAGCAGGUCAAGGAGGAGCCUCAGGGUUUCCUGUUAGCAGUGGCGGGAUUGGCGUUGCUCCCGGCAGCUUUGGAGCGGGCACAGCUGGAAUGAUUGUUGAAGGCAUUAACAGCACUGUCAUCGCGUCGAAUGUCGGCAGCUUCGGUCUGGGUGUUUCGUCCGGGAGUUAUGGAGGGAGCGGGGGGGGUCCUGGUGCUGUUGCCCCGGAGCAGGGCGCUCCGUCACAACAGGAAACACAUCAUAGGCGAGGCAGCUCAUUGCAAAUGGCGAACGAUGCACGGAGUCGAAUAGCCACCCUAAGCAGCGGCCCGGGAGCUGUCAGCACUGAAGUUAUGGAACACUUUGUAUGUCCAGAGGUGACAAAGGAAGGGACUAUUCAGGGUCGCCUGGAGAGGACUGCACUGAAAUGGUGCACAUCCUUUGCAGCGAAACAGAAUUUGCCCAUGGACAAAUGGGCACAACAGCUGAAAGUGGAGGGGUUGUUGCAGGCCCUGCGGGACCGGUUUGCAGACAGGGAGCAGGCCCGAAAAGCAGCAGAUAAGAUACUGCUGUUGGGCUCGCUCAGAUUUGAGGGUUCCGUGUCCAAGCUCUACGGUCUGUUUGAGAGCUUGACUGCUACACCCGGUCUGGAGAUGAGUGAGUUUGACCAGCUCACCCAUUUCCUUUGCGCAACGCCUCCAGACUACUCCAUUGCUUUGUAUUCUCAGGGCCACAAGGACUGGAGGUCCAUUGGCAAAGCGGCCCUGGACCUGGAGUCUCGGCUCAAGGUUCAGGAACCUUCUGAAGGAAGGAGGAGACCCUCUUCCAGGGGACAGCGCAGGAAGAAGGGUGCUCUAUUAGCUGCUGAUGCAGGUUCUGAUUCUGAUGCAUCUCAGUGUGGCAGUCCUUCAUCUGAGACUGCAUCAGUAUCAGCAGUUGAGCCAACCGUUCUUGCCCUGGCUGAGAACCUUGCUGCCAUGUUCAAAGGAAAAGUGGGCACCAGCACCAGCGAGGGCUCAGCCAUCCAGAAGGGGAAAGGGAAGGGACGUGCCUCUUCCCCUCAGGCCCAGAGAGCUAACCUACCACGAGACGUCCAUUGGCAAGUCAACGUCAUGGAUCCUUCCACCCUUCCCCGGAGAGCGCUCAGGAUCCAGGAAGGGCAAUGGCAGAAGAGGAAGGAACGUUUUGGACCAGUUUCCCACCUGAUGCAGGAGCCUACUGGACUUGUCCAUAGGCAGACCCAACACAGGAUUGAGCUCCUGCCAGGUGCGGUCCCUCCCAAGGGUCGUAUCUUCAGGAUGUCACCUGUUGAACUCGAGGAGCUCAGGAGACAGCUUGAGACCCUGACCAGCAAGGGCUGGAUCAAACCCAGCACAUCUGAAUUUGGGGCUCCAGUUCUCUUUGUUCCAAAGGGAAAUGGAGAAUUCAGGAUGUGCAUCGAUUACAAGGGUCUCAAUAAGAUCACUAGGAAGUCUACUGAGCCCCUUCCUAGGAUUGACGAUCUGCUGGACAUGGUGCAGGGCUGCACAAUUUUCAGCAAGAUCGAUCUCAAAUCUGGCUACCACCAGAUUGAGAUGGCUGAAGGCGAUGUCCACAAGACUGCCUUCAAGACCAGAUACGACACUUAUGAGUACCUGGUCAUGCCUUUCGGUCUUUGCAAUGCCCCUGACACAUUCCAGACAGAGAUGCAUUGCAUACUCAGGCCUUACCUGGACAGGUUCGUAGUUUUAUACCUGGAUGAUAUCCUGGUAUUCAGUCGAUCUGUCGAGGAGCAUGCACAACAUCUGGCUCUGGUUAUCCAGGCACUACAUGAGGCCCAGUAUAAGAUCAACAGGGAUAAGUCCUCCUUUGGAGUGACUUCUGUGACUUAUCUGGGACAUGUAAUCUCUGGGGAAGGGCUGGCUCCUGAAGCAACUAAGGUUGUGGCGAUUCAGGACUGGCCGCAGCCUACCACAAGCGCUAUGCCACCAAACAACUUGCCAGCAUCCUCGUACGGGGUUGUGACGUGUCACAUCUGUGGAAAGGUUGGUCAUUAUGCCAAGAACUGCUGGCAAGCAGCGAACAGGCAGAAGCCGAAGGAGGAGAAUACGGAGGUGAGAGAAUUGCUCUUACGGAUUUCUAAAAGAGAAAAGGAGGAGGAUAGAAAGAAGAAAGAAGUGGAAGAGGCGAGGAAGAAAGAGGAGGAUGAGCGGCGUGAGAGUGAGAAGCUACGAGAGGAACAGGCAAGAGAGGCAAAGCUGGAAGCGACUAUUGUUCGCAUCCUCCAGCAGCGAAAGGAAUCGGGGGUGAUUUCGCCUAUCCCUCUGAUUGCACCAGCUUCUCACGUAGCUUAUGAGCCUAAGAAGCAAUCACCAAGUUCUAAGGCUCGUAUGCUGCGUGAUAUUCGUAGUUAUAUUGCCGAAUCAGAGGAUGAAAGUGAGGAGGUGAAAGAAGAAGCGGAGAAGUUAGCCGAGGCGCUAGAAAGAAGGAAGAAUUCUAGGAAGGGUGCUAGUACUGUGUGGGCAGCGGUAAGUCGAGCGGCAAGAAGGUUACACCUCGGAAGGAGAAAGCUCGGGUUCAUGAGAAUCCGGCGAAGGAUGACGGCUUCGAGACUCCGACGAAGAUGUGUGCUGCAGAGUGCUCUGGUGAUGGUACGAUGGAGUUUGCGUUGACACAAACCAAGGUACUGAAAGUUAAUGAGAUACGAAAGAUAUGUGAUCGAGAAGCCGUCGACUACGUCAAAAGGAGAUAGCCAUCCAUAAGAUUGUGAGGUGCCGUACAAGACUGACAUACGAGGAAUUUUUUACACUUAAGAGUGCGACACCAUC
This is a messenger RNA of Chara braunii, 4457 nucleotides long. Lineage: Eukaryota; Viridiplantae; Streptophyta; Charophyceae; Charales; Characeae. The record is from the annotation of a GenBank genome assembly.